AUGCCACCGAAUGAGCAAUCUUCGGAAGUCAUUGAAGCCUCUUCCUUCUCGCUACACGUAGUUUUUAAUAAUUUGGACAAAGCAUUAGUUGAGGAGAGAGAUGUAAAGCUCGUUGAAUUCAUUAAAGCUUACGAAGAAUUGAAUAAAUUUAUUGGCAUAAUGGGAAAAAUAUUCCAAUUCGUUAAACUUGAUGUCAACGCAAAAAUUGGAACCUUGACUAAACUCAUCGACAGCAACACGGAGAACUAUGAGACCGUGAACGCAAUGUUGUACUACGAGCAUAAAUUGAAAAAAAAACCUGGUUCAACUGCUUUUCUCGGGUUGCACAGAGCGCUGGAAUUCAUAGUGGAUUUUUUGCAAUGUUUGAUAGUUGCUAAAGAUGAAGACAACGUCCCUCAACUAUGUCGCCAAUCUUACGAAAAAACGCUAUCUAGGUUUCAUGCUUGGAUGGUCAGGAAGGCCGUGGAUCUCGCUUCAUACACUUUACCUAAUAGGCGGCAACUGAUCGACGGAAUCCAGGGAGUUUCUUCUGACGAUGAAGUUCGGGAGAUUGCGAUUUGUGUAAUAGAGCGUGGCCAAUCCAUAUACAAACUGAACCAAUUAACUUAUGAUGAGUUAAAGUUGAACAAUCUCCUCUAG
Molecule: messenger RNA, 639 nt
Organism: Auanema sp. JU1783
Lineage: Eukaryota; Metazoa; Nematoda; Chromadorea; Rhabditida; Rhabditidae
Source: the annotation of a GenBank genome assembly